Aureobasidium musti is the source of this 780-nucleotide messenger RNA. The record is from the annotation of a GenBank genome assembly. NCBI's taxonomy places the organism in Eukaryota, Fungi, Ascomycota, Dothideomycetes, Dothideales, Saccotheciaceae.
AUGUCAGACAUCAACCUCCAAGAAGUGCACGACUAUCUGGUCGAUGUUGCCAAGCAAGCAGGCCAGAUCAUCACUACUGCGCGCCCUUCUACCGCAGCCGCAGGGGAGAAGAAGAAUUCUGUUGAUCUGGUCACCGAGAUCGAUCAGAAUACCGAAAGCCUCAUCACCAGACUUGUCCACGAGAGAUAUCCUCACUUCGAGUAUCCAUAUGUCAGCAUUAGUCUGGGACUCGCCAUUGAUCGUAAGCCUGUUGUCGGCGUCGUCUAUAAUCCAUUCACCCAGACUUUGUUCUCUGCCGUCAAAGGCAAGGGCUCGUUCCUUUCUGACCCUUUUCACGAGCACGUACAGUUGCCGUUAAAAGAGCCGGAACCUCUUGCCCUUGACAAAGCUCUGGUAGCUGUGGAAUGGGGAAGCGAUCGAGCAGGCCACGAUUACGAUGUCAAAGUAAAGACUUUCCGCAAUCUGUGCGCUAGCCCAGAGGAAGGCGGUGCUAUGGUACAUGGCAUUCGCUCGUUUGGUUCGGCUGCCCUCAAUCUGUGUGGCGUUGCUGCUGGUCAUCUGGAUGCCUACUGGGAAGCAGGAUGCUGGGCUUGGGAUGUGUGUGCUGGCUGGGUCAUUCUAGAAGAGGCUGGCGGCCAAAUCGUUGAUGCAAACAAAGGCAACUGGCAACCAAGAGUCGACGAAAGACGAUAUCUGGCAGUGAGAAAAGGCGAGCGCCAAAAUGCCUUCAUCGAGGAGCUCUGGACUCAUGUUGCGGGACACCUUAAAGUCGGGAUCUGA